GAUACGCUGACGAGCGUCAUCGUUGCGAACGAACACAUUUACGGCGUCGCCGCCGUCACGACGGCGCUUGUGGAGAAGGCACGGGGCCUUCACGGCGCCUCGCCGACCGCCGCCGCGGCGCUGGGCCGGCUGCUGACGGGCGGCGUCCUGAUGGGUUCGUUGCUGAAAGACGCCGCGCACCGCGUGACGCUGCAGGUGAGCAGCAAGGGGCCGGUGCGGAGUAUUCUGGUGGAGGCAAACGGGGCGGGGCAGGUGCGGGGCUACCUGGGACAACCCGCCAUCAACGUACCGUCACGCAACGGCAAGCUCGACGUCAGCGGCGCUGUGGGCAAAGGCAUUCUGCACGUCAUCCGGGAAACCGGCGCCUCCGAACCAUACAGUGGCACCGUGCCGUUGGUGUCCGGCGAAAUCGCCGAGGACCUGGCGUCGUACUUCGUGCAGUCCGAGCAAAUCCCCAGCGCCGUGUCCUUGGGCGUAUUCGUCACCCCCGACCACACCGUGGCCGCCGCCGCCGGCUUCCUGGUGCAAUUUCACGCCGACGUCGAUGAUGACCUGGUUGUUCACGUCGAGCAGGCCCUCGGCGCCGUACCGUCCGUCACCACCCUGGUGUGCGAGGGAUACGGCCCGCAAGACAUCCUGCGCCGUGCCCUCGGCGGCCUGGACCUUGACGUCGUCAAAGACGCCGCUCCCGCCUGGCACUGCGGCUGUUCCCAGGAUCGCGUCGUCCGCGCCCUCCUCGCCUUGGGGCCGCAGCAACUCGGCCAACUCAUCAGCGAGCAACCCGAAACCCAGGUCCGCUGCGAGUUUUGCACCACCGAGUACACGUUUUCACAGCAGGAAUUGUCACAAAUGAUGGCGGACGCGAUGGCGUGA
Molecule: messenger RNA, 873 nt
Organism: Geodia barretti
Lineage: Eukaryota; Metazoa; Porifera; Demospongiae; Tetractinellida; Geodiidae
Source: the annotation of a GenBank genome assembly